AGAGCCUAGAGCAUUAGAGAAAACGCGUAGCGUGCACUCGAAUAUUGUGGCAUUUUGACUCUCACUUGCCAUAUGAUGCACGUUCUUGCUAAUAUCUAAGAUCCGAGGCACUUCAAGACGCGUCCUUCUUACUUUUCUUACAACAACGUUGUGUAUGCCACAGUAUACUCUCUGUUCUUCAUUUGUUCCCAUCCCUUGACGUCGCUUGCACUGCCAUCCUCCAUACACUGCUGUCUUCAAUGUUGUCAUCAGCGCCCGCGUACCAACCACAUAUAGGUGGAAUACCCGCCCCUGAACAAUCUGGUCCAGAGAUAAUCUCUUCCAAAUCUAAGGUUGAAAAGCAGCACCCGAGAGGCAAACGGAAGAGAACUGCAGCGAGGGAUAAACACAUUUUAGAAGCUGCAUACCAAGUCAACCCGAAACCUGACAAGGCGUCGCGUUGUGAGCUUGUUGAAAGCGUCUCCCUCAAUGAGAAGGAAGUCCAAAUCUGGUUCCAGAACCGACGACAAAAUGAUAGACGAAAAUCGCGACCACUUUCCCCUCAGGACAUCGCUGAGAUACGCAGCAGGGGUGCCAGAGUUCUACUGUCUCCGGCACAACCCACAAAUGGUUAUCAACUUGGAACAGACACCCGAGAGUCUUCCCUGCGAAAUACAGCUCAUGUGUGGAACCAGCUUGGACCGAAUCAGAACAUAGCGGAAGGAUCUCCCGUCUUGCAAAUUGGCGCCAUCAAUAAACAAAACGAAUGGGAUAGAGAUACCCGAGAUGAUCUCAGAAGCCAAACCAAUACAGAAUCCAGAAAGCCGCCAACACGUGACCAGUCUCAGAGCGAGGUCUUCAGCGAGGCUGAGUUCCCUUCAAAUUCCACCAGACAUGACGCUAACCACUGGGACCCGACAAGUUGCAUUUCUAAGCUUACGGAAUCCAGUCAGGAGGGCUCGUCAUCGAGAUUACAGCAGCGUUCUCCAUCCUCAGGAGCCUCGCGUUCUCCCGAUACUCCCCUUCCGCCACCACGUUCGCAAUACGAGUGCCAAUCCCAGAUUCGACUGUCACUGUCCUUGGAAGGGAAGGCUGAGGUUGUGUCGAAUGAACUCUCGCCAUCGCCAAGGCCGUCUCCAACCUUUCCUUGCGGUGUCAGCCCGCUGUCCUAUCCUCGGCCUCCUUCUUCCCAUCGUAAUCAAGCUACCCUUACAAGUGUCACCCUUCCUCCUAUCUCAGCAUUGACGGACUGUCUUCCCCCAACUUUGUCCCGGGGUAGAUCACGCAAUGCCCAAGCUUGGGAGUUCUGUUGCGACUCGGACAAACAGGAUGAAUUGACUAUUCAGGCCGAGAAUGAAUCGAGCGGUUCCGCCGUUGCAGCGAUCAGUCUACUCCGUUCAACCAGCAUUGGACUCCAGCCCAACAGCACCAAACGUAAUAUUCCUCCAAUUCAGCGUCUCGGACAAGAUCGAAAAGUUAAGAAAGCAUUUUUCGGCCAAACAUCGUCAGACGGCCUUGUGCCGUUCAUGGGUUCCAGAGAUCGUCGCCGACUGUCACCAUCCGCGGCAUCGCAAGGGUCGAAGCCUUCCUUUGUUCAUGAGUCUACAGACGACUCGGAUAAAGAGAACAGGGGCCCAGGAGAGGAUAGGAAUCCGCCUCUCCGCCAGACACCAUUUCCAAGCCAAGAAAACAUGCCGGAGAACCGAGAAUUUACGCCGUCUCUUUCAGGGAAUGUAAAACUUCCGAGAGGCGUCGUCCAAUACAGGUCAGGUCAGCUGUUCAGGCGUCGAUGUACCCCGGCACCGUCCUUACAACAAGGAUUUGGCAACCAAGGGAAAAUGUCCCAAGACCCGCAGAAGGCGACUCAAAGUGUUUUACGGGAUGAAGAUGUUAAGAGCUUCAUGGGCGAGGAAAUGAGCCCUAGCAAGAGAGGGGAUAUAGAUUGUAUUGCAGGCCUCUUAUCACUGAGCCGAGGCAAUUGGAGAUAAUGCUGGGACUGGUUUGUCGAAGGUGCUCAUGAUAUAUUAUUUGCUUGGAUGAAGUUUGUUCGACGUGAUGAGAAGAUGGUCCUGCAUUUACAACAAAAGGCUCUGGAGGUGUUAGAUGCCUAGAGCCAGCCACCUUAUCGAGGUGUGGCCAACCACAUUAUGUCAGACUUCUAGAGUACCUUGAUCCUAUAUAUCCACACUUAUUUUGUCGCAUGGGCACAGACCAUGCCUGACUAAGGCCCCGUUCCCGAAAGCUCACGACCUGGGAAAUCCUCCUAUCAUGGCGGAAAAAUGCAUAACUUAUAACCCACUGUCAG
Molecule: messenger RNA, 2284 nt
Organism: Sodiomyces alkalinus F11
Lineage: Eukaryota; Fungi; Ascomycota; Sordariomycetes; Glomerellales; Plectosphaerellaceae
Exons: 3
Coding region: 240-1967 (575 amino acids)
Biological process (GO): regulation of DNA-templated transcription
Cellular component (GO): nucleus
Molecular function (GO): transcription cis-regulatory region binding; DNA-binding transcription factor activity, RNA polymerase II-specific
Source: RefSeq, a predicted model, not a curated record